Messenger RNA from Centropristis striata (black sea bass), 2732 nucleotides. RefSeq names its product transmembrane serine protease 15 (gene tmprss15). The coding region runs from base 66 to 2711 and encodes 881 amino acids. Lineage: Eukaryota; Metazoa; Chordata; Actinopteri; Perciformes; Serranidae. Gene Ontology annotation, molecular function: serine-type endopeptidase activity; protein binding. Gene Ontology annotation, cellular component: membrane. The transcript is spliced from 24 exons. The record is from RefSeq and is a predicted model, not a curated record. Gene Ontology annotation, biological process: proteolysis.
GGUGUUCCAGGUGUUCCAGGUGCUCCAGGUGCUCCAGGUGCUCCAGGUGUUCCAGGUGUUUCAGGAUGAAGCUCCGCCUGUCGUCUCUGGAGUUCUUCCUCUCCGUCUUGGUGUCUCUGCUCCUCGCCUGCUGCCUCGGGCUCAUCGUCAUGUCGUGGCUCAGUCUGAAGUCUGAAGGCGGCGCUGAGCCGGCGGCGCUGAGCGGGCGGAUGGCGAUCACACACGGAGCGAUCUUCUCUGAGGAGCUGAAGAACUCCAGCAGUCUGCACUUUAAAUCUCUCGCCUUCGACGUCCAGCGCCUGGUGUCUGAGGCGUUCGGUCACAGUGAUCUCCGACUGAACUUCAAGUCCUGUCAAGUUUUAUCCUUCAGUCGGGGCAGCGUGCUGGUGACCUUUGACCUCUGGUUCAAUCAGCUGGUCGACGCGCAGGAGGCGGAGCAGCAGCUGGGGGCGGGGCUUCAGGAGGCCGAGGGCGUUGGAUUGGUCAUCGACAGAAACAGCAUCCAGGUCACAGAGAAACGUGACGAGACGACGGCGGCGCCAAUCGUCACGCCGACAGCAGCGCCGCCGACCUGUCCGACCUCAGCGGUAACCUCAGACGAGGAUCGGCUCACCUGUACCUUUGAGCGCGGCGUGUGUUUCUGGAGGCAGCAGGAAGAUGAUGAUGGCGACUGGAUUCGAACCCGCGGCUCCACGUUCCCUCCGCUGUCCGGGCCGAGCAUCGACCACACGUUGGGGAACAGCUCAGGCUUCUACAUGGUUACUCCUCUGAGUCCCGGCCAAUGGCUGAAGACCUUCAGGAUCCACAGUCUCCCUCUGACUCCGCCCACACAGCCCAUGUGCCUGAGCUUCUGGUACCACAUGUUUGGCGAGGACGUCCACCGUCUCAGCAUCCUGCUGGCUGAACCCAACGUUACCGUGGUGUUCCAGAGAGACGGUAACUAUGGCGACAACUGGAACUACGGACAGGUGACCCUUAACCUGACAACGACGACCACGGUGGUGUUCGAGGCGCUGAAGCACGGCGGGAUGGCGAACGACAUCGCUCUGGAUGACAUCACACUGACCUCUGAGCCCUGUGGCCCCGCCCCCCCUGAACCGACCAAUGUACCGCCUCCGACAACCCAGCCGCCGAUUCCAGCUGACUGUGGAGGACCCUUUGAUCUCUGGGAGCCGAACUCCACCUUCAGCUCGCCAAAUUACCCAGAAUCCUACGGGAACAAGGCCCAGUGUCUGUGGACGCUGCAUGCUGCUGAGGGGCGGAGCCUCCAGCUGCACUUCCUGGACUUUGAUGUGGAGGCGGGCCAUGACGUGGUGGAGGUCCGGGACGGGGCGGGGCCAGACUCCACCCUGCUGGCCGUUCUCACAGGCAGAGGCCCCGCCCAUGACCUGUUCUCCACAGCCAAUCAGCUGUCAGUCUGGUUCUUCACCGACAAGUCGGGUCACGGCCGCGGCUUCAACGCCAACUUCACCUCCGGGGUCAAUCUGGGGUCACCAGCGGCGUGUGCCGACGGUCAGUUCCAGUGUCACACAGGAAGUUGUAUCCAUGGUAACGGCCAGUGUGAUGGCGAGGUCGACUGCCCCGAUGCCUCCGACGAAGCCGACUGUGUUGUGUUGCAGGGGAACAGCUCCCGUCGUCUCCAGUUUCAACUUGUUUCCUCUCUGUUCACCGUAUGUUCUGACACCUGGAACCCUCACCUGUCUGACUUCACCUGUCAGUACCUGGGCUACAGGUCUGGGGAGGCCACUCUGCUGCCGGCUUUGCCAGAAGAUUCCCCGUUUACAAUCAUCACUGUCACAGACAACAGAACCCUGGAAACUACUGUCAGUGAAACCUGCAACAGCAACAAAGUGAUUUCUCUGAGCUGUGACAACCAGCCGUGCGGCGUGCGGCGUGUCACUGGUGACUCGGGGAACACGGACCAAUCAGAAGGUGAGACAAUGACCUCAUCUGACUGUUGUUACCUGGCAGGUGAGGGCAGAGUGGUGGGCGGGGCCAACGCGGUGAAGGGGGCGUGGCCAUGGAUGGCGUCUCUGUGGUGGCGGGGCCGACACGUGUGUGGAGCCUCUCUGAUUGGCCGAGACUGGCUGCUGACAGCGGCUCACUGCGUCUACGGGAAGAACGUGGACCUCCACUGGUGGUCGGCUGUUCUCGGUCUUCACUCUCAGAGCGACUCGGACUCGUUGGACGUUCAGACUCGACGAGUCGAUCGCAUCGUCAUCAACAGGAAGUACAACCGACAAACCAAACAGGCCGACAUCGCCAUGAUGCACCUGCAGGAGCCAAUCAGCUUCACCCAGUGGGUCCAGCCGCUGUGUUUACCUGCUGAAGGUCAUGACAUCACAACAGGAACUAAAUGUUUCAUCGCAGGCUGGGGACGAGAGGCUGAGGAGGGUUCCCUCCCUGACGUUCUGCAGGAGGCUCAGGUUCCGGUGGUAGAUUCGUCUCAGUGUCAGCUUCAGCUACCUGAGUAUGACAUCACCUCCAGCAUGCUGUGUGCCGGAUACCCCGAGGGAGGGAUCGACUCCUGCAAGGGCGACUCUGGAGGUCCAAUGAUGUGUCUGCAGGACGGAUACUGGACUCUGAUUGGCGUGACAUCAUUCGGGGUCGGCUGUGGUCGACCUCAGAGACCAGGAGUCUACGCCCGAGUCUCCUCCUUCAGCUCCUGGAUCGCCCAGACCAGACGCUCCUCCUCUCCUGACUCCUCCUGACUCCUCCUGACUCCUUCUGAC